AUGCUUCAUAAAGUGCUCCCAAUCGCAUUCCUUGCUGGCCAGGCACUUGGCCAUGGCUACUUGACUAAACCGAUGAGUCGAACGGGUCUCAACGCUCAGGCCGGCCCAGACACUUGCCCCGAGUGUGCUAUCCUGGAGCCAGUGACCGCCUGGCCAGAUCUAGAUGCCGCCAAGGUAUCCCGAUCCGGUCCCUGCGGCUAUAACGCCCGUGUAAGUGUCGACUACAACCAGCCCGGCGCCAACUGGGGCAAGUCCACCGUCGCGACAUACAAACCCGGCGAUGUCAUCGACGUCCAGUGGUGCGUCGACCACAACGGCGACCAUGGAGGCAUGUUCUCCUACCGCAUCUGCCAGGACCAGGCCAUCGUCGACAAGUUCCUCGACCCCAACUACCUGCCCACCCUCGAGGAGAAGCAGGCCGCGGAGGACUGCUUCCAGGACGGCGUGCUGCCGUGCACAGACGUCCAGGGCCAGGCGUGUCCGUACAGCGAGGACUGCAGCUCGGGCCAGGCGUGCUGGCGGAACGACUGGUUCACGUGCAAGAAGUUCGAGGGAGGGCGGUGCCAGGGGGUUGACAAUGCGCCUCUCAACUCGUGCUACACGUCCAUCGCGGGCGGGUUCACGGUCAGCUCCAAGAUCAAGAUCCCGAAUUACGUUUCCAACCACACGCUGCUGUCUUUCAAGUGGAACUCCUGGCAGACCCCGCAGGUCUACCUGACGUGUGCAGACAUUGCCAUCAAGGCCUAG
This is a messenger RNA of Clonostachys rhizophaga, 747 nucleotides long. The record is from the annotation of a GenBank genome assembly. NCBI's taxonomy places the organism in Eukaryota, Fungi, Ascomycota, Sordariomycetes, Hypocreales, Bionectriaceae.